GGGCAGCUUAUCGCACAAAAAUAUCGAUUACAAAUAAACUAUCAGCAAAUAUAUUCAACAUCUCAUCCCUAAUUCGCAACAAUAAUGCAGGGGGAUUGCCUGGGGCAGUGACGAUGUUGCAAACGAUGAGGCACACCACGCAGAUGAAAAAUUAAGUCAAGCAGAAAACACAACAACACCAAGAAACAACAACCACAACACAGCGGAGUUAUUUUCGGUCGCAAAUCAAAGAUUGCGGAAGCUAAGGCCCGGACCAGACACGGAAGUUAUUCUUAACACUCGACCCCUCUCUCAAGAUCAGGCCCUGAGGAGCCAUGGCCGCGGUGCUGCCCGAGAACGCAGCCGAAAUUGCCGUUGCCAAUGAAAUCAAUAACAUCAAUGGUAACCCGAAUGGAAAUGCAAAUGCAAAUGGAAAUGGAAACGCGCGUAAUCGCGGCCUGGGGGGAGGCGCCGGACAGAACAAUAUGAUGAACAUGCGGGAUCGGCUAUUCCAUGCGAUCUACUUUCGAGCGGCGGCAGCGUAUGCGGAGUUGGUGCCACGGAAGGUGCAGCUGACCAUCGAGUUUUUGCUGCUAGCCAAAGCACUGGUGUUCUUCUUCACCCUCGUCUAUGUGCAUCACGCCUUCAUUAAGAAUCCCUGCACCUGUCUGCAGCAGGUGCAGAAUUGGCCGCGAGAAGGUGUCAUCAGAGUGGAGAUUAUUCCCCAUCUGGCAGAGAAACGAGCCAUUUGGCAGAGCAUCAAGCAGGACCAGCAGGUUGUUCGCUCCCUAAAAGAUUCAUACUACUAUGACGUGGGCCCUCAGACGCUGGACAACUACAACAGACUUAGGCGCUAUGAAGCGAUCCUGCGCAAGCUGGGCUUGCCCGUUCGCCCCACCUUUGCCUACAGCAACGAGACCCUGUACUAUUACUUCGAUGCCAUCAACAUACUCGACACCUACGACCACCCCAAUGCCAUACAGCUCAAGAACGAAGACGAUGAUGAUGAGCAGUAUAUUGUCGAGUAUUCGCUGGAAUAUGGACACCUGCGCCUCUCUUCGGCCACCCGCAAGCGGCUGCAAAUACCCGUGCUCACGGUGCAAUUGGAUCCCAACACAAACGAGUGUUUCGGCGAUAGAUUAACGCGCUACUUGCUCAAGCGUCUGUUGGGCUACGAUGACUUACUGAUGGCCGCGGUGCGCACCAUAGCAGAGAAGGAGGAGAACAAGGGCUAUUUACGCAAUGUGAUCACUGGCGAGCACUAUCGCUUUGUGUCCAUGUGGUGGGCAGCUUGGAGCAGCUAUCCGGCUGCCUUUUCUGUGAUGUUACUGUUUACUUUCUCCGUUUCCAUGCUGCUGCGGUACUCGCAUCAUCAGAUCUUUGUUUUUAUAGUGGAUCUGCUGCAAAUGCUGGAGUACAAUGUGUCUGCGAGGUUCCCCAUUGCUCCGCUACUGACCGUUAUCCUGGCACUCGUAGGAAUGGAGGCCAUCAUGUCGGAGUUCUUUAAUGACACUACAACGGCCUUUUACAUCAUACUGAUUGUGUGGAUUGCGGAUCAAUACGAUGCCAUAUGCUGUCACACCAGCAUCACCAAGCGUCAUUGGCUCAGGUUCUUCUAUCUGUAUCAUUUCGCAUUCUAUGCGUAUCACUACCGGUUCAGUGGACAGUACAGGACAUUGGCACUGCUCUCGUCGUACCUUUUCAUUCAGCACUCGAUGGUGUUCUUCUUCCAUCGGUAUGAGCUGCCUGCCAUCAUGGCCCAGCAUCAGGUCUUCAUCAUCACACGCAACCAGGUGAACCCGCUUGCCGGUGCCGCUGCUGGAGCAGGAGGAGCUGGAGGAGGAGCAGCAGCAGCAGCAGCAGGAGCAGGAGCCAGAGCUGUACCUGUACCCGUGGAACAGCAGGCGGCCUUUCAACGUGUUAUCCACAUUAUGAACCGUCUUUUCAGUCAACUGGGUGCACAGCGUCAGCAACGUCAGCACCAGCAGCAGAACCUGCAGCCAAACCAGCAGCCAGUCGAGCCCCAGAGGCAUGCUGCCGUGGCCGUUGCACUGGCGAAUUUAAGGCGUCUGCCCUUGGUUGGGCAGUUGUUGCAGCGUCGCGACCAGUUUCCCACCGUGCGGCGCGUCUUUGUCGGCCACGGCGGCAACGGUCGAAUGAUGCAUGUCCUCUUGCAGCGAGUCAAUAUGGCCGACAUGCCGGAAUUGCGCAAUCAGGUGCAAGCCAUUGCUGCUGCCGCCGCGGCCGCCGCCGCCGCAAACCAGAGGGCAGCAGCAGCUGCAGUAGCGGAGGGUGGCCAGGCGAGGGCAGCAACCGACAGCAGUGCUCCAGCAACAGAACCAGCAGCAACCUCCACACCAGUCGAAACAGUAUCCGCAGCAGCAGAUGUCGAAACAAAUCAGGGGCGCAAGGAGCCGACAAGAGGCAUAAAUGAUGCAGCAGCAGCAGCAGCAGGAAUUCAGGAAGAUGAAGCUGAAACUGGUGGGGGCGGACAAAAGCCGGGCGUGUCCAAGGCGCUGGAAAAUCCAAAUUCCGUUGCGGCGGAUAUUAUAAAUGUGUCGGAUAAAACUACUGGAAAACCAGUAGUGGGUGGAAUGGCUGCCACUCAACAACCAAAUCAGGAGCUUACGACCCGAACAGGAACAGGAAACGGGACCGGGAACGGGAACGGUACCAAGACCGGUAUCGAAACCCACAUACACGUCCACUCGGUGUCCCAAUCGCUGUCCCAGCCAAAGGCAAAGCAAUUAGAAAAUAAUUUGCCAGAGUUUCUGAAAGCCGAGGGGGGACUGACAGCAGCGGCAUCAGGUGAAAAGCAAAGCUGUCCACUAGAAGCUCAUGCUAUUAUGAAUGACCAGCAGGAGAAUAACAAGCCGGACGGGGCAGCAACAGGAGCACAAGUAGCAACAACAUCAGCAGCUGCCACGUCAAAAGAAUCAACAGACGAUGGGGCUGGAGCUGGAGCAGCAGCAGCAGCAGCAGCCUGGCCAAUGAUGGAUGACAGGCAAACAGUUGAUUUUAUAGGAGGCGACAGCCCAACGUCAACAGCAAAUUGCCAACUCAAUGCUGGCCCAAACCACAAGGCAAAGAAGCAGAUGGAGAUGGAGAUGGAGAUGGAGGAGCAACAGGAGCAGAAAGACCAUCAGCAGCUAAUGAAAACUCCGCAACAUACAUCAAACCAAGUGACAACAGCAGCAGCAGCAACAUCAGCAGCAGAAGCAACAGCAGAAUACCGACAUAACUAACCGCAUAACAAGAUGUUAUACAUAAAAGAGAUAGUAAAUUUGUAGAUAA
This is a messenger RNA of Drosophila guanche, 3273 nucleotides long. RefSeq names its product membralin. Gene Ontology annotation, cellular component: endoplasmic reticulum. The coding region runs from base 315 to 3224 and encodes 969 amino acids. The transcript is spliced from 14 exons. Lineage: Eukaryota; Metazoa; Arthropoda; Insecta; Diptera; Drosophilidae. Gene Ontology annotation, biological process: response to endoplasmic reticulum stress; positive regulation of ERAD pathway. The record is from RefSeq and is a predicted model, not a curated record.